UGCUGCUGCUGCUUCGUGACUCAAUCCGAGGCAUUACCUCAUCUGCUAAAAAUGUGGUCCCUCGCUUGUGGAGUGUCACCACCACCAAGUGCUGCCCAUGGUUCGAUGAUGCCCGUCCUCCGUUACGACUCAUCAGAUCUUGGGCCUUCUCGGCCCCGCGGGGCCGAUUAAGUAAAUACUCAUUAUCAAAACAUCCAUUUCAAGUCGCCCGGUAAGGCGCACUCCCUCGGCGUGGCUCUCGAGUCGAGUCGACGGCAGAAUUAGUGAUCGAGCUUGUCUUGUAACCACAUCGGGAAGGGAGGCGGUCGGACAGGAACGCAACUAAUUAGUGAUCCACCGGCCGAACUGUUGCGCUUCGUGUCUGUCGUCUGUCUGCUCGUGAAGAUCGCCACGACUAAAGGGGGCUACUGGCGUUACCAGUGGAUGUCGGUUGAAUGUUUCGCGUGAGCCACCGACGCUUACGUCAGUGAUAAUAGAAAACAUGAUGCCGCUGAUGGACCCUUAUGCCACGCAAUAUCGCUCCCUUUUAUCGGUUGUAGCCCCAAAACGGCAUAACGGCACCGCAUACGGAGGCGAGGCGCAGACGUGUUGAUUAAAGGAGGCCAUGAAAGCCGCAGUUUACGAUAUUAAUUAGUGUAACGGAUUGCGGAUGAUGUUCCUGUGCCCCGAGUACGGACUGCCAACCCAUUGCGACCGGCAAUUUAUAUCCUGCCGAGUGUGUGUGUGUGUGUAACGUUCGGGAAUUUCGGGACCCCAAACUAACGGUUGAACCGCGAGGUCAUAGGUUGUGCCUUACGGCCCCGUUACAAAAAAGAUUGACGCAUCGCAACCCGAAGGUAGGAAUGUCUGUCGAGCUGUCAUGCGCUUAUUAAUCUGCAUUUUGUGUCCGUCGGAACUGCCCGCGAGAAAAGGAAGGUACUUGCGUAUUCAUGCGGUGACGUGCCAAUCACGAAACAUCUGUCCAUCAACCGGUGGCCGUUAACCACCGGCGGCGGAGGCCGGUGUUGCGCGAAUAUUAUCCAAAGUAUGCACACUUCACUGUUACCUGACACCAAUCACUCCCAUUCCGGGCUUUUGGGGGUCCGGUGUGGGGUCGUGUGGAUCGGGGUGGACAAAAGCCCAUCGCGGUGGAUGGUUUCGGUGGUUUCACGCCCACCCCCCUUCUUGUCUCAAAAAAAAAACCACCGGCAGCGUCCAUCCGACAUUAUGACACGUAACCUCCGGGGCUCCGCCGGCGCAGACAGCCGGUCUGCAGCAAACGCAAACGGAUUCGUGGUCGUGAAAUCGCCUUUCCAUGGCUUCCAGGGUGUAGUAACACCGGGUUGCCAGCGGUGUUGUUGGCUUGCAGGCGAUGUUUUUCUGGACCUCCUUCACGGCCAAGACCUAGGGGCCAACGCACCAGUUUUGACAGUUUUGAAUUACAAAUAAGUAUUACGGGAUUUUUUUUUUGGGUGGGGGGCUGCCUCGGCGGAAGCAAUACAUUCUUACAUUCUCGCUCUCGUUACUUUCUAUCUGCACCAUAAAGCGGCCGUUCUUAUGCAGCUGCGGGAUGGGUGCGAAUGGUGUGAACGUUUGGCCAGCGCCUCGGAACACCUUAAGGGGGGUGUCAUCGGCGUCUCCAUUCCCACGGAACGUUAGAAGUCGUUCUGUGGACAAUUUGUUUCGCUUUGGCACGGAAUGGCCAUCCACAGACCAUUUGCUCAUCAUACAGGUGUCCAUUCUGCGCCCUGCCGGGAACUCAACGGUGGUCUCGGUUACUCGAUUAACUCGACGAUGACCACCACCAGCAGUAGCGGAGAUCCCGCACGCAUCGCUUUACUUAUGAGCUCCCACUCCUCACGCUUCUUCCGGAACACCCACCGAAAAAAUGUUUAAUGCUCCCGAACUGUCUUAAUGGCCUUGGUCGCCGCAUCGUGAGCGCGCGAGCAUGCGGCCAUUACGGUGAGGCGUUUAGAUAGCGUUAGAGCGAUAGGAGCUACGGUCCGUUCCCCAUCGUUUUAGACCAUGACCAUCAAGUGGGCCAUGAUUGCGUUGCGAUGGUUUGCGCGUGCGCGUGUAACCAAGGCCAGCAGCCUACGCCGCAGCAGCAGCAGGAGGAAAAUCCAGAAUUUUCCAAAAUCCAAUUUCACUCAUUCAUCUCCAUCCAUCUAUCCAUUCCUUUGCGGUUUUCCUUCGGCAACAGCAGAGAUCCGUCGAGUGCGCGCCCGCGUGUGUGUGUGUAAAGUGAAAGAGGAAGGCAGGUCAGCGGUUAAUUGAAGAAUUUUUGGAGUUUAAUUCAGAGCACUGAGGCGCUUCCGACGAGCGGCCACGAGUGAGAAGCUGCUGGGAAAAGCUUCCCCCCAUAAACGAGCCAUUGUGUGCCAGCAACCAGUGUGGUUUGUGUUGUGUGCCCGUGUGUGUGUGUGCGUGUGUGCGCUUAGAAGAGGAGCUGUUGUAUUAAGAGGGCUUUGCGUUCUAGAGCGCAAUAUAAGUGCGCAACACUGACUUCGCGAGAUCGCGCCAAUCGCAGACGGAGGUGCUAAAACACAGUCUGCACUACAAGCUGACAGGAUGAGUCGAGACGAUGUUUGUCGCCGUCUGGCGACACCAGCAGCAGCAGCAGGAGCAGCAACAACAACAGCAGCAGCAGCAGCAGCAGCAGUCAACAGAAGAGACUCUUACUCAGCGCGAUUGAUGACAGUAACGGUGCUGCUCGCGGUUCUUGGCGCAUUCGUCGGUCAGGUUACGGCACAGGACGCCGAGUUUGCGCCGCACGUCACGGCAACCUGCAAGACGGGCACGAUGAACAUCCGGAUCCAGUUUACCGGCCCGUACAAUGGCGUCGUGCACGCACGGGACUUUCGGACACCGGCCUGUAUGACCUUCGGUAACGGGACGUCGUCGUUGGCGCUCAGCCUCAACCUGGUGGCCAAGUCCGGCAACAGCGAGUACUGUGGCACUCUCGUCAGUAACGUGAGUGAUGGUGAUCGCUCCGAGGCACGCUCCGUUCAGUUGGCCGUCCGGGUACACAAAACGCUGGAACUGGCCGACGACAAAUUCUACAUUAUCACUUGCGGCAAAGCAGGAUUCGCGAGCGAAGACAGUGGGGCCGUUGCUCUGAAGUUCCUCGACAACAAUGGCAACCAUGUGCGGGAAGCGGUGUACAACCGGGAGUAUACGAUCAAGGCGGAAGUGAAAAACUCCAACGGAUCGUACGGCAUUCGGGUGAAGAACUGUUUCGCCUUCAACAAGAAGAACGCAUCCGUCGCCCUGAUCGAUGACCGCGGAUGUCCACUCAAGAACGACACGAUGACGCGGUUCCGGACGAGCGCGGACGGUACCAGUGCGACGGCGAUGAUAACGUCGAUGUUUAGGUUCUCCGAAGGAUCCGAAGUGAACUUUCAGUGCGAUGUGGUGCAAUGCAACGGCCGUUGCCCCGAGCUGGACGAUGCAAUUUGUAGCAGCGGUGAUGGGGCCGCUGUCCUGAAGACAGCGCGUGCCCUCGGACAGGUCGACGAUGGUAUGCAGCUUGCGGCGACAACCGUGUUCGUGACUGAUCCGGCGAUCGCACCGGCGAUCUGUGCAGAUCCGGGCAUCCGUCCGCACUGGUUACUGUGGCUAACGAUCGCUCUCGGUGUCCUGUUUCUGAUCAUGCUGCUUAUGAACAUCUUCCUGUGUACGGCCAUGAGCUGUAGCUGUGCGCAGACCGAGAUAAUCGAAAAGGAACCGUCGAUCAUCGAAGAGUACGACCCAUACAGGAGUUGGCACGGAUCGCAGUAUGGUUCGCGGUACUCACUGCACGGUGGCCGUGAUGGAGGGCACAACAAGGGCUACACGAGCGGUGGCAGCACGAUCCAUUCCAACCGAUCACUACCCAUCGACUCGGAUCACUAUGCGAUCGUUCACAGUCGACCAGGAUCGCGACACUCCGGGCUGCAUGGCCAUCGGCCUCGAGGACCACCGAGCAAUAUGUAAAACCGCGUCCCGUGCUAUCGGCUGACUCGGAGAGAUCGCACUCCGUCGUGCGGUCGCUUAGCGGCGGUUGUAGCUCCCUUUCUCCAAAUCCAGCGCAUGCUAUGCCAUCCGAAUCCGGUUGGAGGGGUUCUCUUUCGUCCAGGGCUGCGCAAAGACCGAAGCCUCACGCAGUGUCCCCUCUGCCGUUAUUUGUAAAUAAUCCAAUCAGCGUAAAAGCGGAGUCCAAUGGGAACAUGGAAAGGGCGGACAAAAAAAAAAGGAACAGGAAAAAGAAAACCGGGAGCGUGUGUGCUUUUGAUGCACACUGACGGCAGACAUUUUACCUUAACGCUAGUGAGUGAGGACAUUUUACAGUGAACCAUGGGUGAAUCCGUUUCCUGGAAACAGAGACAAACGUAGCGAACGAAAGAUUUCAAAUCCUGUCCAUCUAACGACCGGUUUGGUGGAUGCUAGACCACCGUGGGCUAAUGGUAUUCUUAUAUUCAUUAUCACACUUCACAGUACACUUCAGCUUUCUUCCUUCCUUUCGUCGUUCGAAAUUCGGAAAACGGGAGCAGAAGACUGAUAUACGCCAUUUAACUGUAGGACUUGCUUAGUGGCUACAGCGAUGAGGCGUGCGAUCUUCCGAAAGAUAAGAAGGAGAGAUCAAACUGUUGCUAGCAUUUUUUUUGCUUGCACACCACAACCCGAAGAAUCCAUUGGCCCACUAUAGAAGUAGUUCUAACGGAACGGAAAGCAGGAAUGCAGCACACGGUCGUCCUUCGGUACACAAACCCGAGCUCACCAGGAACGAUGGUGUGUGUACACUGUGAGAGCAAUGAAAUAGAUUAAUAAUACACAAUACAGAGAAACCGACACAAUAGUAAGCAAAACGGCAACGCAGCUUAAAGCAUAUUCUAAGCGGUUGCAACGUCACCUGCACUUACAGAAAAAAAGGGAAUGAUAAUGACUCAUAAUUGUGUAAAUGCGGUAGAACAAAAUAGAUAAUAAAGUUACGUACACUAAU
Molecule: messenger RNA, 4960 nt
Organism: Anopheles darlingi
Lineage: Eukaryota; Metazoa; Arthropoda; Insecta; Diptera; Culicidae
Exons: 7
Coding region: 2551-3954 (467 amino acids)
Source: RefSeq, a predicted model, not a curated record